Molecule: messenger RNA, 774 nt
Organism: Colletotrichum chrysophilum
Lineage: Eukaryota; Fungi; Ascomycota; Sordariomycetes; Glomerellales; Glomerellaceae
Exons: 2
Coding region: 1-774 (257 amino acids)
Source: RefSeq, a predicted model, not a curated record
AUGUUGAACCGCCUCCUUCUACUCUUGCGCGCGGCUGGACACGUCUUACCGAGAGAUGGCGACAGCGUUGACCGGUACACUGUUUGUGGUCAAGAUCGUGGAUACACUGAGCAAGACUCGUUGGAAGCUGCGCAGUACUUGACGAACACUGUUGUGACAUCUGAUGCCUUUUCAAUGGCCAGACAUGAUUGCAUUUUUGCGCACGUCAACACGACUGUGGUCAGUCUCUGCAACGGCAGUCAGCGCAACCGCACCAUCAACCGCGACGAAGCUAGACGUGGUGUCGACCAACUCAUCAAAGACUGCGGUCUCAAUGGCGGCUUCACUGGUAUCCACGUCGUCAAUAACUUGACCUUCGCCGCCUAUGGUGUCGGAGGGAUCAGUCUAGCUCCUCCCGGUUCCAAUCCUCCUGAUGUUCCUGGAUCGAGGAAACGCUCGCUAGGGCGAUCCCUUUCCAGGCGCGACUGCGCGUGGGCUUACGACGGUGUUCCACACUUUGACUGUGACGCCAAAAACAGGCUGAAUGAAGAUGGAUCUUGUGGUGGUCAGAUUGUGCCUGAGAGCAACUGUCAGGCUUUCUGCGAGCUCCGCAGGACUGGUUUCCUUGGCCAUGAGGAACGAGCACCUGGCGAGGGAGGGAAUCAGAUGCUCCCAGGCGAAGCCAAAGAACUUGGUGGAGGUUUCGAGACCUCUAUUUCCAACGGCUUCUCCAUCGGUGUCGAGGGAAUUUUCAAAGAAGUCAUCGGUGCUGGUGUUAGCUAUGAAUGUGCGUAG